Aureococcus anophagefferens is the source of this 405-nucleotide messenger RNA. RefSeq lists its product as hypothetical. Gene Ontology annotation, molecular function: carbon-sulfur lyase activity. Bases 1 to 405 code for a protein of 134 amino acids. The record is from RefSeq and is a predicted model, not a curated record. NCBI's taxonomy places the organism in Eukaryota, Pelagophyceae, Pelagomonadales, Pelagomonadaceae. The transcript has a single exon.
AUGGCCAAAAUCGACCACCACGGCGGUUGCCAUUGCGGCGACGUGCGGUGGACCGUGCGCGCGGCGGCAUCGCUCGUCGCCUGGGACUGCAACUGCAGCGUCUGCGCGAUGAAGCGGAACGUCCAUUUCAUCGUCCCCGCGGCGGACUUUUCGCUGCACACGCCCGCGGAGCGCCUGAGCGAGUACAACUUCGGCACGGGCGUCGCGCGCCACCUCUUUUGCAGGCGCUGCGGCGUCCAGAGCUUCUACCACCCGCGGAGCAAUCCCGACGGCGUCGGCGUGACGCUGUACUGCGUCGACGAGGGCACGAUCGCGGACGUCGAGAUCCGGAAGUUCGACGGGCGGCACUGGGAGCGGAGCCACGCGGCCACGGGCAUCGCCGCGUGCUCUAAGGUCGCGACUUAG